AUGGCGUUUGUCGAGUAUACUGACGCCGCCAAGAAGGCAAUGGAUGCGGUUGACACGGGUACGGAUGGCAAAGAUGCCGAGAGUGUCAUCUCUCAUAUGAACAGUGAGCAGCUCACCAAGUGGAGCGAGAUCGUCGAGGAGAUGGCGCAAUCUUCGAGCAGUUUUUUCCUUCAGCGCCUGAAAGCGAACGGUAUCAAGAAAGACGUGACUGCCUCCUUUGUGACGGCCACAAUGCUCGCAACUUCGCUGGUUACAUCUCGUCGAGGGAAGCUUCCAACACGUGUCUGGCUCAUUCGCGUCCAUGACAGCCUUCAUCAAAUAGCUAGCGCUGCCGAAAACUCGGGGCUGAAGGACGUAUUGCUUGAGCCAAUGGAGAAGUGCGUGGCUGACAUGGAGGAGUUCACACAGGCUACUGCUCUGGACUCCAUGUCCCACAUUGUGGCGGCGGUAAAGGCUAAAUAG
Molecule: messenger RNA, 462 nt
Organism: Phytophthora sojae
Lineage: Eukaryota; Oomycota; Peronosporomycetes; Peronosporales; Peronosporaceae
Exons: 1
Coding region: 1-462 (153 amino acids)
Source: RefSeq, a predicted model, not a curated record